AGAGAGGGAGAGAGAGGGAGAGAGGGGCUGGAGGAGGCGCAGCUCACACUGCGGAGGAGCAUGUCCGCUCCCUCACGCGCACAGAGACGCUCCAAACAGCGGCGCGGCGCAGCCGGCGCGUCCCCGCAGCCUCCGCGCUAAAGUCCCGCAGACGCACCGAGGAAGAGAAACCCGCCGCCUCCGCCGCCGCAGCAGCAGCUGUCUGCGGUCCACCCCCCUCCUCCUCCUCCUCCUCCUCUUCCUCCUCCUCCUCCUCCUCCUCCUCCUCCUCCUCCUGCCGUCCCGUCGCCAGGAUGGACAAGGCGCUCUGCAGUCCGCAUCCCGGGACCAACAGGACCAACUCCCCGGGCUCCGCGUCCAGGAAGCCCGGCGCGCGCAGCGCGUCGCACAGCCCCGGAUCGGGAUCCGCGAGCGGCCCGGGCGGAGCGGCGGGCAGCCGGGGGAGCGUGCAGGGCAGCGGCAUGAAUCUGCAGCAGCAGCAGCAGCAGCAGCAGGCGCGAAAGAGGCAGCUGGAAGGAGUCCUGAGCAAAUACACCAACCUGAUCCAGGGCUGGCAGAACAGGUACUUUGUGUUGGACCCGGAGCUGGGGCAGCUGCAGUACUUCGUCAACGAGCAGGGGAAGAGCCAGAAGCCCCGGGGGUCGCUGCCCCUGAUCGGCGCCUCGGUGACCACCAGCGACGAAGCUCCACACAUGUUCAUCGUAAACUCGGUCAACGGAGAGCUGUACAAGCUCAGAGCCUCGGAUGCCAAGGAGCAGCAGUUCUGGAUCAGUCAGCUGCAAGCGUGUGCCAGAAGACACUCUGACAGCAGUGCCAAGGUGAGGAAACUAAAGGGGUCGGACGAGCACCUGAGUGUGGAUCGAGCGGCGGGAGGCCAGGAGGUGCUGGGAUACUCCUCCUCCUCCUCCUCCUCCGGUCGGACCCGUAGUUUCUCCCUCCUCCCCCACCUCACCCCGUCCUCGUCCCCGGGUUCCCAGCGGCACCUGAGCCACGCGGCCUCGCCCGGCAACAUCGUCACCAUCACUCACCACAAAUCUCCAGCGGCAGCUCGGCGGGCCAGGAGUCAGUACCCAGGACGGCUGCUGGAGGUCAAAGAGGUGAUGUCUCAGGCGGAGGGCCAGCAGAAGAACCUGGUCCAGUCCAUUGACUCCCUGCCCACCCGGGGCCCGCUGUCCUGCCUGGACCAGGACCUGCUGCUGCUCAAGGCCACGUCGGCCGCCACGCUCAGCUGCCUGGGAGAGUGCCUGAACAUCCUGCAGCAGACCCAGAGCCGCAGCCAGGCGCCGCCUCAGUCCCACGCCUCCUCCCAGCGCAACCACGCCGCCCACGGAGCGCCCUCCGAUGGUGCUCCUGUGUGGACUGUACCAAAGUCGCCCUCCGGGGAGCCGCUGAAGAACGGAGGGCUGACUCCUCUGCGAUCGGCCGAGCCCUCCCCGGCCCUCAGGAAAAGGAGUCUGUCCCAUGGUGCUGAGCACCACUCAGGGCUGGAGGACAUCAGCCCCGCUGAGGAGGUGACGGACACGGAGGACAACGAGGAGGAGGACCUGGGCGUGCUGGACGACCAGCGCAGCAUCAUCCUCCACCUGCUGUCCCAGCUCAAACUGGGCAUGGACCUGACCAGAGUGGUUUUGCCGACCUUCAUCUUGGAGAAGCGGUCGCUGCUGGAGAUGUACGCCAACUUCAUGGCCCACCCCGACAUGUUCCUGUCCAUCACGGCGGGCGCCACGCCCGAGGACCGGAUCGUCCGCUUCGUGGAGUACUACCUGACCGCCUUCCACGAGGGCCGCAAGGGCGCCGUGGCCAAGAAGCCCUACAACCCGGUGCUGGGUGAGACCUUCCACUGUUCCUGGGAAGUUCCCCGAGAGAGGGUCAAGCCUCCGGCGCGGUCCAGCGGAGGGUCGGCCCGGGAGCCCGGCAGGGGUCCCAACAACUCGCAGCAGCAGGGGGACGACUCGCCGGGCGGCUGCUACAGGGUCCGCUUCGUGGCCGAGCAGGUGUCCCACCACCCGCCGGUGUCCGGGUUUUACUGCGAGUGCCGGGAGAGGAGGAUGUGCGUCAACGCGCACGUGUGGACCAAGAGCAAGUUCAUGGGGAUGUCGAUAGGCGUGUCCAUGGUGGGAGAAGGCGUUCUGUGUCUGCUGGAGCACGACGAGGAGUACGUGUUCACGCUGCCGUGCGCCUACGCCCGCUCCAUCCUCACCGUGCCCUGGGUGGAGCUGGGGGGCAAGAUCUCCAUCAACUGCGCCAAGAGCGGCUACUCGGCCACCGUCACCUUCCACACCAAGCCUUUCUACGGGGGGAAGGUGCACAGAGUGACGGCAGAGGUCAAACACAACCCCACCAACACCAUCGUGUGCAAAGCGCAGGGCGAGUGGAACGGCACGCUGGAGUUCACCUACAGCAGCGGCGAGACCAAGGUCAUCGACACCGCCAGGCUGCCGGUCACCAGGAAGAGGCUGCGGCCGGCGGAGAGGCAGGGCCGGACCGAGUCCAGGCGGCUGUGGCAACACGUCACCAAGUCGCUGAAGGAGGGAAACAUCGACGGCGCCACGGAGCACAAGCACCGGCUGGAGGAGUGCCAGCGGGCCGAGGAGAGGAAGAGAGCGGCCGACAACAAGCUCUGGACGCCCAAGUACUUCACGAAAGAGGGCGACGGCUGGAUCUACAACAACCCGCUGUGGAAGUCCACCUGACCCCGGAACGACCCAUCGGUCACGGACGGCGCUCCGGACGCGGCGGCUCCUCGGGGACGGCGGCAGAGCGGGGCCGGCGCCCCCCGCAGGCCUUCAGACUCACUGCGCCACACAAACAGGAAACCAGUACGGUGCCAAAGGGAUCCCGGACGUUUGAACCCGGAGACGGUUCGGGACUCGGGACACAAAAUCCCUGGUUUUUAUAAGCAGUUGAUAGUAUUACUAUUCAGAGUAGAGUAUUUCUAUUUUUCACCUUGCCAAGGCCUUUUUUUGCACACGCACAGUAACGACGUUUGCCACUGGUGUUUUGUUUUUUUGGGUUUUUUUUUCCAGACAGCGUUGAUGUUCGGUUCCGAGCUUCUUAGUUUGGCCUCGCAGACGUCUCCCGUAUCACAUUAAACUGUAGCCCAGUCGGUUCGAGAAGCACUUUUAACCGUGGAGACCAACCCCGUGUUUCAUACCUGUGCCCCCCCCCCCCCCCCCCCCCCCCCCCCCCCCCCCGACCCCACCGCCCCCCUCAGUCAGGGUGAGUCUCUCAGAGCUUUACGGGACAGAAACGCCACCUGGAGCCAUCUGAACCCAGAUUAUAUUUCUAUACAUUAUAUUACAGCGAGCUACUAGAAAGUGAAGGUCCUGAUUGUUUCGUCUGCACUAUGAAUGUAUCUAGCCACAUUUUAUUAGCCCAGUAUGCUACUCCCCCGUCUGAAACACCCGCUUACCGUCACGUCGUUCCCGUUACUACCUCUGGUUUAGUUACAUCACGUUUUGGUAUCUUCCGAAAGGAAACGGCGGUUUGCUUGUGGCUAAAAGCUGCCGGGUCGUCUAGCGGUGCGAUUAGGCCGACCGGCAGGAGGCGACGCCGAGAUAAGGAGCAGCCGCCAUGUUUCUGUGAGGCGGCGGCGGCGGCGGCGGCGGCGGCGCUGAAGACGAGGUGGGAAUCAACCACAAGGCCUUCGCUGC
Messenger RNA from Salarias fasciatus (jewelled blenny), 3653 nucleotides. It is a transcript of the gene osbpl10a, whose product is annotated as oxysterol binding protein-like 10a. The coding region runs from base 294 to 2693 and encodes 799 amino acids. Gene Ontology annotation, cellular component: membrane; cytosol. Gene Ontology annotation, molecular function: cholesterol binding. The transcript is spliced from 13 exons. The record is from RefSeq and is a predicted model, not a curated record. Lineage: Eukaryota; Metazoa; Chordata; Actinopteri; Blenniiformes; Blenniidae.